AUGUUCCUUACGCGCUACUCCCGCCAGAAACCACUUGAACUCUCACGCCAUCUCACGCGCCACCUCUACUCCUCUUCUUCCUCUUCCACCACCAAAUCUACACCUUCUAAACUCCAUGAUUACUACUCCUUCAAACCCCCGCCUUCACUCUCUCCAAAGCCCGAAAAUCCUAACAAGAAUUUCAAGAAAAAAUCCAAACCUCGGUACCGUCCACCUUCUUCUCUCGAUUCACCAAAGAAAAUACACUCUAAUUUGCCCUUCGAUUUCCGAUAUAGUUACACGGAGAGCAGCCAGACGGUGAGGCCAAUUGGGCUUCGGGAACCCAAGUACUCGCCGUUUGGGCCGGGUCGGGUGGACCGAGAAUGGACUGGGGUUUGUGCCCCUGCUGUGGACACGAAAGUGAAGUCGGUGGAGGAGGGACCGGAGGAUCCUAAAUUGGAAGAGAAAAGACGAAUCAUGAGAGAACGAAUUCAAGGACUGCCACUUACUAAUCCUGAGAGAAAGGCUUUGGUGGAGAAUUGUCAUCGAAAUCGAACCAAGAGACAAAUCCAAUUGGGCAGAGAUGGUUUGACACACAAUAUGCUGAAUGUUAUACAUAAUCAUUGGAAACAUUCUGAAGCAAUUAGGAUAAAGUGCCUAGGAGUCCCCACUGUUGACAUGAAAAAUGUGUGCUACCAGCUUGAGGAUAAAUCAUUUGGAAAAAUCAUUUAUAGACAUGGCGGUACACUUGUUCUAUAUCGAGGCAGGAACUAUAAACCCAAGAAAAGACCUGUGAUUCCAUUAAUGUUGUGGAGACCUCAUGAACCAGUAUAUCCCAGGCUUAUCAAAACUACAAUUGAUGGUCUAAGCAUUGAGGAAACAAAGGAAAUGAGAAAGAGAGGAUUGGCUGCUCCUGCUUUAACAAAACUUGCAAAAAAUGGUUACUAUGGCAGUUUGGUACCCAUGGUAAGAGAUGCUUUUCUUGUCAGCGAAUUGGUACGAAUAGAUUGUCAGGGUCUUGAGAGAAGUGAUUACAAGAAAAUAGGCUGCAAACUUCGGGAUCUUGUUCCUUGUGUUCUGGUGACAUUUGAUAAGGAGCAGAUUGUGGUGUGGAGGGGGCACGAUUAUAAGCCCCCAGAAAAUGUGGGACACUUGCUCACACAUCGAGAAUUAUUUGAUAAUUCAGAUGAACUGGUUUCUGGAGUAGAGGGACAUGAUUACUCAGGCUAGAGCACCAGCCAACACGGUUUCAGCUCUCAUGAGGUUGAGUAGUUAUUUGCUUGCUGACAGUUGCAAGCUGACUUGAUGCUAGUGUGCUCCUAUUUGCCUAUUUAAAAUAUUAGCAAGAAAGGAGGACCUUUGAGAUCCCAAGAACAGUACGUUCGAAUCUUUUUGUUAUGGGUUUGAGGUAUCACUCAAUUGGUAGACCUGCUAGAUCAUUCCUAGAACAGAGUUGGGCAUAUUUUCAGUAGUAAUUUAAUCUCCCCAUCAUUACGAAAGUGAAUUAGUAUGAAAGAUCAAGAUCAUGUGUUCACCAAAAUGAAUCCACCAAGCUACUGAAUUGUAUUUUGUAUAGACUAGAUACAUGGGAUUCUCUUACUUUUGGAAUAGGAUAUCAUGGUUGCACAUGCAGCACCUUACCCUUCACUGUUUGGAUCUGUAAUCGUGAUGCCAUUACCCAAAGUUGGCGUUUGUAUCGAUUUUUUAUAAUUGCUCCCUGACUUAUAUAUGCUGUUUUUAUGUAUAUAAUAAUGCUAUUUGUUUUGCU
Molecule: messenger RNA, 1747 nt
Organism: Pistacia vera
Lineage: Eukaryota; Viridiplantae; Streptophyta; Magnoliopsida; Sapindales; Anacardiaceae
Product: CRS2-associated factor 1, mitochondrial
Exons: 5
Coding region: 1-1209 (402 amino acids)
Biological process (GO): Group II intron splicing
Molecular function (GO): RNA binding
Source: RefSeq, a predicted model, not a curated record